Molecule: messenger RNA, 2612 nt
Organism: Betta splendens (Siamese fighting fish)
Lineage: Eukaryota; Metazoa; Chordata; Actinopteri; Anabantiformes; Osphronemidae
Product: E3 ubiquitin-protein ligase TRIM39-like
Exons: 10
Coding region: 164-1864 (566 amino acids)
Molecular function (GO): protein binding; zinc ion binding
Source: RefSeq, a predicted model, not a curated record
CCAAGGAACCAGAAACACCAGUUAAACACUUUAACUAAUUAAAGUGAAGGAGGGACGUCUCACGUGUGCCCUCAUUUAUUAUAAGACAAGCUGGUUGUUGACACUUUUAUAUAGAUACACUCCGGACACCGUGUCGGCUGGAUCGAGCCUCUCAGACAGAAGCAUGGCCUCUGUCACGAUUGAGGAGCAGUUCACCUGCACCAUCUGCCUGCACAUCUUCAGGAACCCCACCACCAUCCCAUGUGGACACAACUUCUGCCUGAAGUGCAUCAAACGCUUCUGGGACACGAGUAACAAGGCAGAGUGUCCUCUGUGCAAACGUGCCUCCAAGCCGCGGCCAGGCCUCAGGGUCAACAUCGACCUGAAGAACAUAGUAGAACAAUGGUUUCCUCCCAAGUCACACAAGCCCCGGCUGAAGCCCGUGAAACCACCUUCUACCUAUGAGCUCCUCUGCGACGUCUGCCACCAACACGAGAUCAGGGCGGUCAGGGUGUGUCUCGACUGCAAGAAGUCCUUCUGCGAGAUUCACCUCAAGCCCCAUCAGAAGGAUCCAGACCUGGCCAAGCACACCAUGAUGGAUCCGGCCACAUACACCAGCACUCGCCUCUGCAAAAAGCACAACAAGGACUUGACGAUGUUCUGCGAGAAAGAUCAGAAGCUCGUGUGCAUUAAAUGCACCGAGAGUAAACACAAACACCACAACACCAUCACCCUUGACAGCAAGAGCCAGAGGGUCAAGUCAGAAUUAAGCAAGGCCAAAGCUGAGUUUCAGCAGAUGAUUCAGGAGAGAUCUUCGAAGGUAGAUGAGAUCCAGACUUCAGUGGAGCUGAGCAGAGUCAAUAAGGAGAGAGAAAUAGAGUCGAGUGUCCAGGCCUUCUCGUUGAUGAUCAGCGCCUUUGAGCAAAGCCAGGCUCUGUCCAUUGGUAAGAUUGAACAGAAGUAUAAGGAAAUGGAAAGACGCGCAGAAGACUACGUGAAGGAGCUGAGGCAGGAAAUUCAAGAUCUGCAGAAAAGAUGCAACUCGCUGCAGUACAUGGAGAACCACGACGACUCCCUCCAAGUCAUUAAGAGUUUCCCACCCCUGAGUGCUCCGCCCUCCACGGUAGACUGGUCCACGGUUACCAUGCCGACGGACACACACUCGUCGGAGAGGAAAGACUUCUCCAAGCUCGUCGACAUCUGCCACGAUCUCCUGAAGAAGCUGUGCGCAGAUGAAGUGAAUAAGAUCAGCCAAUAUGCAGUGGACGUAACGUUCGACCCCGUGACGGCUGCGGGAUGGCUGACCGUGUCCCCAGACAAAAAAAAGGUGAGCGUCAGCAGACAGAUCAGGCGCCAUUCUCUCCCUGAUGACCCCCGAAGGUUUGACCACUGCGUCUCCAUCCUGGGGAAACAACGAUUCACCCACGGAAAAUAUUACUGGGUGGUUCAGGUGGGGGAUAAAACGGACUGGGACCUGGGCGUCGCCAGAGAGUCCAUCAACAGGAAGGGGCUCAUCACGGUGCGUCCCGACAGCGGCUACUGGGCCAUCAGCCGACGCAAAGGCGGCAGCCUGUCUGCCUGCACCGGCCCCUCCACCCCCCUCCACCUCCACGAGACCCCCCACAAAGUGGGCAUCUUCCUGGACUACGACGAGGGCUCCGUGUCCUUCUACGACGCCGAGGCAAAGACCCACAUUUACACGUACAGCGGCUGUGGCUUCAGCGGGCCCCUCUGCCCCUACUUCAACCCCUGUCUUCAGGACAGCGGGAAGAACGCGGCCCCGCUGGUCAUCUGUCCGCUCGAGGGGGCUUUGAGUCAGCAGGCUGCAGCAACGGGAGAGCAAGGCCGCAGAGCUCGAUUAGUUAGCUCGGUUAGUUACCCCUGAGUGGCCUCCCCGUGGACCACACUGGUGCCACCCCACGCUGACAGGUGUGACCCCCCGCUGAGAGUCACAGGUCACUCUCAGGUCUCAGCUGCGCUCAUCUUAAAAUAUGUCCACCUAUAAUAAACAGGUACCAGUGUUUGAACCUUCCAGAUGUAUAAGUGAGUAGCAAUGUCACGAACGUAACAUAAACCAACCCACACAGGACAACACAACAGCUGCAGCUGCAGCCAACACAAAACACAGCAGCUAUAAUGACACAAAUGUGUGUUUUUUCUAGUAAUCUGUAAAAUUACCCUAAUGUUUACUUUACUAUUCAACACACUGAACACUCUUUUUUGGGAAGAUUGUCUUUCUUCAUUUAAAGCUGAUGAAUGCAACUUUUACGUCACACUUUUCAAUGCAAACCCCUGCGAUGGAUCAGUUUCUUUGGGAUUUGUUUGAGUCUAGGUCAAUAUGAAUCACGGGUUUAUCUUGUUUUUACAUCAUCAAGAACAUAUCUGGUUGUUUUAAAAUACAGUAGCAUGUUGUGAUUUCUAAUCUGUUUGAGUCUCGGGUUCUUUGAUCACUAGGUGGCAGGACUGCACUGCUGUGGAGAAACCAUAACGUUGUAUGAGACUGUGCUGUGGAGGCUUAUUCAUUUGAUUUUAUCAUCUGAUGUAUUAGUAACCAUGUUGUGCAGCUGCAUUUUUAUGCCUUUUUUAUUAUUAUUUUUUAUCUCAAAAAUCAUUAAAAGAAUCCAGGACCAGAA